ACUAUGGGGGGUGGAGAUGGAUUUUCCACUCAUGAAGGGGAGGAAAAGGCAGAGGGUGGGGGCUUCCUUGGGAAGCUCAGGGAUGAGUCACCAAGGGACAGGGGAUUGGAGGGUGGAGAGGAUAUGGAGACCAGUCAUGCUGGGGGGCUGUGGGGUGGCGGUGCAGCAACAACGGUGAACAGCUGAUGCGGCAGCAAGAGGAAUCAGGUUGGACACCAGGAAGAUACAACAAGACGUCCCCUGAGAAGUGUUAUCAAGUCUCUGAAGGGUUACGUGCCAUGAAGAUCUGGUGUACGUGCUCUGUGCCUGGUGGAGGCAGGACAAGAUGAAAUUGACCAAGUGUAGCAUGAGAGACUCGGACUAGACAACUGGAAGGACUUUGAGAAGUCCUUUGAGAAUCGCCAGUUUCAAGUUCCAGAUUAACUGGUCGGUUUCAGGAAGCAGCAGUGGAGAGAGCACUGAGCCGGCCUCAGGAGACCAUCUGCUUUAUCCAAAGACUUUUGGCUGAUGAGGAUCUGGGAGGCUCAAACAACAUCUUGUCUGGGUCGGGGACAAGUGACUUGAAGUGCACGCUCUUUCUUGGCAGGACCAGGUGUCUCCCGGGCGGGAUGGCCCAGGAGCUCAGUGAGAAGGAGUUGUUGAGGAUGCAGGUGGAGCAGCUGAAGAAGGAAGUGAAGAACCCUAGAGCUCCGAUUUCCAAGACAGGAAAGGAAAUCAAGGAGUAUGUGGAGGCCGAAGCAGGAAAUGACCCUCUUCUCAAAGGCGUCCCUGAGGACAAGAAUCCCUUCAAGGAGAAAGGCUCUUGUGUGAUAAGCUGAUGGCUCCGGCAGCCCUCACUGGAAUGUCUGUCCCUCCUCAGACCCACUCCUCACCCAGAACGAAGUGUCCUGGGACACCCAUGGAACCUGUGAAUUUUCAGCUUCUCUUAGUCACAGAAUGAGUAAAGAUACCUGGCUGC
Ceratotherium simum simum (southern white rhinoceros) is the source of this 958-nucleotide messenger RNA. NCBI's taxonomy places the organism in Eukaryota, Metazoa, Chordata, Mammalia, Perissodactyla, Rhinocerotidae. The record is from RefSeq and is a predicted model, not a curated record.